This is a messenger RNA of Girardinichthys multiradiatus, 2110 nucleotides long. RefSeq names its product cytohesin 1 interacting protein. The transcript is spliced from 8 exons. The coding region runs from base 323 to 1399 and encodes 358 amino acids. Lineage: Eukaryota; Metazoa; Chordata; Actinopteri; Cyprinodontiformes; Goodeidae. The record is from RefSeq and is a predicted model, not a curated record. Gene Ontology annotation, molecular function: protein binding.
UCUGACAGACCAUAAUUUGAAUUGCUAAGACUGAAAAAAUGAGAGGGGACUAUUUGAAGGGGAAUUAUACAAAAUAGCCUCAGCAUUUCUUCUCCUUUUCUGUUCAUUGCUCUUCUCAAGAAACAGAAAAAAAGUUAACAGAGGUUGACAGGAAAGAUGGUAUGUACGUCUGUGAUCUGCAGAUGCAGGUCCACCACAACUGUCACAUGACACGGAUUUCCUCUUUGACACAUUAUGCCUUCGGCUACACCAGCAGGGGUGGGCCACACAAUUAAACAGCUCCUGCAGGAGGACGCUAUGGUGCUUUGAGAACUACUCCACCAUGCAGUCCACUAUGAAUGUCAAUGGAUUUCAGAGACAAAGCAGCCAGGAGAACUGCAAUCUGGAUAACACCUUGAGGAAGAAAGCUGCUCUGUGGUACCGGCGCUCACUCAGAGGGAACAGUGACCGACACCGCCAGAACACUGGCUCCCUGCCCAGAGGUUACAAGCCUAAACUAACCCACACCAACUCUCUGGUUGAUUACACAGACCCGCAAAGAACCACAGUUGUGUUGGAAAAACAAGACAAUGAAACAUUUGGUUUUGAAAUUCAGACAUACGGUUUGCAGCUGAAGAACACCUCUGAUGUGGAGAUGUGCACCUUCGUGUGCACGGUGAAAGAAGACAGCGUGGCUGAAAGUGCUGGCCUGACCGCAGGAGAUGUUAUCGUCACUAUCAACACAAUCAGCAUAGAAGGAUUGUCUCAUCAACACAUUCUUGAUCUUAUAAGACAAUCAACCAACAGCCUAAAGUUGGAGACUGUGUGUGGAAAUGUCGUGAAGAAGAUAGAGCUUGAGAAGAAACUCAACCAGCUCCAGCAGUCCUUGCGUGAGAAGUUGAAGGAGUUUCAAGCGCUCACAUUACAGGAAAAAGGUCUGAUGCGAGAUAAUUUAAAUGACAGCAGCCUCAAUCUGUUGAUGGACCCUUCAGCCAUACUGGGCUCCCCCAUACGUCGCCGGGGUCGCCGUUUCUCCAGCGAUAGUAGCUACAGGAGCGGGCUGACAGAUGACAGUGACCAGGCUAGCGUGUUUGGGGAUUUGAACUCACCCAGUCCCUACAGCGCAGCCAGCACCACGGAUGAUGGCUGCUUUUUCUCAAGAGACUUCUCCUUGCAGGACGGGUCAAGGAGGGUGUCCUCGAGCUCCAGCCUCCAUCACCAGGCUAUCAGCCGCUCCAGCAGCUCCAGUCUUGCUGACAGCAGCACCUCCCUGUCUCCAUCCUGGGAAGAAAAAAGGAUCUCAUCCUUGUUUGGGACUCUGCCCAGGAAAGGCAGGAGAGCCAGUGUGCGCAAGCAUAUCUUUAAGUUAAUUCCUGGACUUCAGCGAUCGGUUGAAGAGGAAGAGAUGGGAACACCUUAAAGUGUUCCUCAUGUCCUGCUUGUUUCAUUUUGACAAUAAGGACUGGUUUAAGGUUGCAGCAAUAACAAAGACACUCUGAUGAAGUGUUUCCUUAUACUUCAAGUGAAGAUACAGGUUUACUCCAAUGCUUUCUGAGCCUUAACGGUGAGCUAGGUCAACAUGUGGAGUGAACUUCCAGUGCAAAAGCAUUACAAAAAUGACUGCAUGUUGAAUGAAUGUAAGAACAGACUGUAAUGUAUAAUAUAUCGACUUAUAUCCUACUAACUUGAAUAUUUUUUCUCUGUGCAACUCAGAGUAGCAUUAAUGGUUUAAAUUUCCGAUGCAAUCCACACUUUGCAUUUUAAAACCUAAAUGAAUAAAUCCGACAAGCAUCACUUAAAAGACUUUCAGGUGCCUGAAACCAAAACCAGAUCUGAAAGCCAUAUACGUGUCUGUUAAGUUCAUAACAGGAUGUGGGCAUGAGCAUACUACUUAGCUUUUUUUCCAUUUCCAAAAUUACUCUUGAACCCUAAAGGAUACAACUUACUGUGAGAAUGCAGAAACAGUGAAACUGCUUUUCUAAAUCCUUCAUGUUCUGAACAACUGUAUGCACAUGAAAGCAACAGUUUGUAAAUAUUGUGUUUUUGAUUUAUGCUUUAUUUUCUGCAUAAAAAUUGUAUAUAUGUAUAAAAAAAGGCUUUUAAACAAUAAAUCUUGUUGUUAUGCACCCCA